CAGUUCUGUGAUACAAAUAUAAUGCUUGUAAACAACGCAUUGGCUUUGCUAGCAAUGUGUAAUUUAAAAAUCCUUUGACGCACAUUGUGAUGAAGAAAAGCCUUAAUGCGAAUUUUAGAUGCUCGUUUGCAUCAUAAUUUCAACUGUGCCCCCUGUUGCAUGAGAAAGUCCUACGAAUGUUGGAGUUUAUUGGUACAAAGGAUAAAUGCAGAUUAACGACAAGUAUCAAACGUAGAUUCCAGCAGUUUCCUCCGUGAAUGGAAAGACAGCUACAUAUAUCCAUUACAGCAAAUCCAAAGGUGAAACACUCCUUGGCCUUUCCAAAUAGCAUAUCUGAUUCCAGGAGUGCCAGACUAGAAUUUUUUCCUUUGGCAAUAACGGUAGCAUCAGCAGCAAAUCUGCUGCCUGUUCUUAGUAACACGAAAGGCUCCGAAACAUGAGUUUAAGUCGGCUGGGUAGUUCCAUGUACAAAUCGUACCAGAACCUUUUGCGAAGAUACCCCGUCGGCGUACAAGCCGUCCAAACGUCGGUAUUUACUGGUGUGGGCGAUGUUAUUGCUCAGCUAUUCGUCGAAAAGAAGGAAAUGAAGGAUUUUGAUGUAAUGAGACUUCUACGUUUUGGUGCCAUCGGAGGCAUUUACAUCGGUCCAGUUCUGCGUACGUGGUUUGGUUUCCUGGAUUCCAGAUUUAAAGGCAGGAGUGCGAUAAUCGUCGUGAAGAAGGUUGCACUUGAUCAGCUGUGCUUCGUUCCAGUUUUCCUAGGCGUCCUAGUGUCGAUUAUUGGGUUUGGAAAUGGAAAAUCUGUAGAUCAGGUGAAAGAGAAACUGGAAGCAGAUUACCCGGAUAUUAUGAUGACUAACUAUAAGAUAUGGCCCUUGGUGCAGACUCUAAACUUCUCCGUCGUGCCAGUCCACUAUCAGGUUCCCCUGGUCCAGGUAGUAGCCGUCGGCUGGAACACGUACAUGUCUUGGAAGGCUCAUCAGCCAGUUCAGAAGAAACAAGAACUCACCCACGUCGAGUAACUACUGCUGGGAUGUGGCACGGCAGCCGUAUCCCUUGGGAUCUGUAAUGCUCAAGUGUUCGCUGUGAAACGAACUUUAUCAGUGAACUUAUCUGCAUUGUCUCUGUGACCUUCAACAGGACAGCCGGAGAUAACAUUUCAAAGUACAAAAUUACAAAUUACAGGAAGGUUCUGAUACUAAAUACAGUAUUCCUUGUACAAUACGCUAAAAUCAUGGAACCAAGAUUUUUUACCCACUUCAGAUUUGUUUUGUCAGUCAAAUAAAAGCACGAUAUUAUCUUUUUCCAUUAAAUAGCUCACGAGAUUUCACGUUA
This is a messenger RNA of Schistocerca americana (American grasshopper), 1334 nucleotides long. RefSeq names its product protein Mpv17-like. The transcript has 5 exons. NCBI's taxonomy places the organism in Eukaryota, Metazoa, Arthropoda, Insecta, Orthoptera, Acrididae. Gene Ontology annotation, cellular component: cytoplasm; membrane. The coding region runs from base 437 to 1021 and encodes 194 amino acids. The record is from RefSeq and is a predicted model, not a curated record.